Molecule: messenger RNA, 648 nt
Organism: Cetraspora pellucida
Lineage: Eukaryota; Fungi; Glomeromycota; Glomeromycetes; Diversisporales; Gigasporaceae
Source: the annotation of a GenBank genome assembly
AUGUCUUCGCAAACUUCAAAUCAAAAUCAAAAUAAGCCCAUGUUCCACGCUACAUUUCUUGAUGGUAUCCGUGGUGUGGCAGCUUUAAGUGUCGUUUAUGCUCACUCCCAGACUGUGUAUAAACAAAGUUUGACUUUUAAUACAUUCAACAAAGUGGGAACUUAUGGAGUAAUCAUGUUCUUUGUGCUUUCCGCUUUUUUACUUACUCUUCGGGUGCUAUUGGAUUGGGAACAGUAUCACGAAAAGAGAAAAAAGAAAAAAGAUACUGAUUCAGUUGUAAAUCAUUUAGAAAGUGGUGUGGAUCUCGAACAAAACUUAUCAAACGUUCCACUCUUAUCAGCGACGGAUUCUGAUAACAUUACUGAAAUAUCCUCAUUAGAAGAAAAACCUGUCAAUUUUUUUCGCUAUUAUAUACGACAAAAAAUAUGGUUAAAAUAUCAGAUACCAAUAAAAUUUUGGUUAAAGUUCUUUCUUCGUCGAUUUAUGCGUGUAUACCCACCGUAUGCAAUUAUUUUAUUGUUUAUUGCAUUUAAUGGUUUUGUGAGAAAAUCAUAUAGAAAAUUUAUGGAUUCCUCGACUUUAAUUCAGCAUCUAUUUUUUCAAGCGGAUUAUUAUUAUAUUUUUUGGACUAUUCCUAUAGAAUUAACG